AAAUUUGACAUUCGGAAUGUUGACGAUUUUGGGAAAAAUCUUCUUCAUAUUUUUUUUUAUAUUCGUAGAAGUAUAAAAUUUAAAAAAAUAAAUAUUUAACUAGGAAUCCGAAUGUCUGAGCAACAGGAAUUACAAUUGGAAGAACGUGAAGCCCUUCAAUCGAUCUAUGAAGGUGAUGACGCGUUCAAAGAAGUCAAUCCAACAACAUUUCAAUACAAAUAUGGAAAAGAUGAUGAUAUAAAAUCAUUCCUAGUUGAAAUCCAAUGGGUUAGUAAUUAUCCAAACGAAGUGCCUGUGAUUAAUAUGGAUGCGUUUUAUAACAGAAAUUUAAUCCCACCGGUAAAACAGAAAAUCGCCUCUUUACUCCUCGAAGAAGCCGAACAAUGGGUUGGUUGUGGCAUGACGUACACUCUAUUCGAAUGUCUCAAGGACAAAGUUGAUGAAAUUGUUGCCGAACAACCCGACACACCAAUCGUUCAAUCGGUCGACCUCGAUAAUGGUGUGGCGGCAAUUAAAAUAUCAGAUUCAGGCGAUAGUAAGAAAGUACCCGCGACGAAAAAAGAACAACUAACAAAAGCCCAAAAACGAAGGCAAUGGGAAAGAACAGAUCAUAAAGGAGAUCGUCCUCGAGGCUAUGAUUGGGUUGACAUAGUUAAACAUUUAUCUCAGACGGGCUACAAAGAGGAACAGGCUCUGCAAAGGGAACAAAUGAUGAGUGAGCCUGUACUGCAUCCGUUGAAUAUAUAGAACUGGGCUUGUUGUUGUUGUUCGCAUGGCGAGGACCUAGGCAAUUUUUAUAUAAGUUUAAUAAUUAUACUCAGUUGAAUUUUGCAAUAAAAAAAAGAAAAGAAUUAAUAUCAAUGGAAA
Messenger RNA from Episyrphus balteatus (marmalade hoverfly), 867 nucleotides. Its product is annotated as RWD domain-containing protein 4. The coding region runs from base 112 to 747 and encodes 211 amino acids. The record is from RefSeq and is a predicted model, not a curated record. The transcript is spliced from 3 exons. NCBI's taxonomy places the organism in Eukaryota, Metazoa, Arthropoda, Insecta, Diptera, Syrphidae. Gene Ontology annotation, molecular function: protein binding.